AUGAAGAUACGGACCUUGAAGCUGGCUAAGAAGCCAGUUAAAAGUAGGUUGCAAAUAUUGCAAACUGAUUAGUAAUGGUCGCUCUUCUAGUCGAAAAGUUGGCUGGCUUCACGUUGAUCCUGCUCCUUCGAUAUGCCAUCCCAAAGGCUACUGUAAGUUUACUUUUUAUUCCGUAAUUGUCUGUAGGCUAUAUAUUUUGUGAUUCUUUACAUUUUUUAGGCCGAAUACGAUAAUUUAUUGGUCAAUUCAGUUACAAAUGACAAUAUUACACCACAAACUCGUACCUCGUGUGCUCAGGGAGUCUUUAAUCAACCUAUAAAGUAAGACUUCAGCUUAGAAAAAGUGUUAAAAUUAUUUUUCAGUAAGUGUGAAUGUGAUGAAGGCUGGGGAGGAGAGAAUUGCGAGAUAUGCACAAGGAAACCAUGCAUUCCAAAAGCAAGGAUCUCAACGGUCAGGCCAAAAUUAAACCCAAAAAAUGAAACUAAAGUAAUCGAAGUGGUCGGUGUUGGAUUCCCGAGGCAAGGAACUACUUUAAAUCAUGAUGACUUCUUUUUCAGAAACCAUGACAAAUCCUACGAAUGCCUUUUUAAUGAGACCAAGACAGUUGGACGAUGGGUAAACUCGACUAUUGUCGAGUGUCUGAGGCCAGAAGUUAACAAAGAUCAGGCUUAUUCGAUUGUCCUUUUGCCAACUGGUCUUCACAGCGUGAUAAAAGCUCAGGAAUCCAUUUUCUUGGAUUAUUAUGACGAAUGUGAUAAUCAGAAAUGUCAGGGAACUUGUUUUAAGAGUCUUUGUGUUUGUAAAGAUGCGAAUACGGGAGAUCAGUGUCAAGAUCCGAAGGCUUCGGUGAAUCAACAAUGCCCUGGAAGUGCGAACAGAACAUUGGAUUUGGAGACUGAGGAAAUGGAGGCGUUGAGUUAUAUGAUAACCCCUAAUGUAAGUUAACAUUUGAUUUGAUGUCUAACAUAGCGUAAGCACUGUGCUAUUAUCUCCUUUUCAGACAACUGAGAAAACAAUUCUGUUAUCUACGUCAGAGCCGGAUCUCUCCGUCGACGAGCUGAGUCGACGAAUUUCCUGGGAUAAGCCCCUAGGGAAUACACAACCUUAUACUAUGGAUAUUCAAGUGCAGAAACCUUUUUGCUCCGAAUACAUCAAGGUCUCUCUGGUUGUUAAUCACACCUAUACGCCUCAACUCACAUCUGUAACUCGCCACAAACACUCCAACAUGCAUAGGAUUACUGGUUUCAUCAAGUACAGUAACACUACAACCUUACAAAAUUUGGAUGUUCCUGUUGUAAUCAAAAUCUAUGAGAAGGACGCGUUGAUUGAAGAAGCUACAACGUGGUCACAAAGAAGGUUCUUUUCCUAUGAUGUUUAUCCAUUUACGGGAAAUGUAAAAGAAUACCAUAUAGUAAGUAAAUAAUACUGUGCUUGAUGGCAUAGAAUUACGUAAUCAAAAUGAGAAUUACUUCAGACCGCCGAUCAUCCUCAUCCGGCGUCAAAUAGUACCCCAGGUCUUCCGUUUUCUCACUGCACUGUAGACGCGUUGUACGAUGGAAAUGUUGUGGUUACCGAACAGGAUUUUGAAGUCAAGUAUGAGUUGAAAAGUCAGUCUUGUGCUUGCGGAGAGUGGAUGGCUGAGGUCAUUUGGCCUCGGCAAUUAGUCAUGAUGAGGUCUCAGAAAAUCUCCGUGGGUUUCACGAUAUUUUCGUUCGAUUUUGAUACCGUUUUCAUUAUGUGAAUGUUGUUUCAGCGUGACGUUGUUAACCCCACAAUUGAGUUGGUGUUAAGGGCCGACCAGAAGGCGAAAGAUUCUUUUGAAUAUCUCUAUGUGGCUAUUAGUUGUGAUUAUCUGGUGACAUACACUGCGAGGUGGAGUUUACUUAUUGUAAUUUACAAUAACAUUCCUUUAGACAUCAUCUAAUCCGUCGUUUCGGAAAUCUGAUCAAGAUCAAUCCCGAACGUCUGGAUAUUGUUGUUGGAGACGAAGAUACGUUAGUUGAGGUCACUUUGGAGAUGCAGCAGCCCCCAACAUCAAUGUCAUCAUCCACUUCUGACAAUUUAUCGCCCUUCUUUUUGGUGUCCCCACCAACUUCAAGAAGAUUGAACAAUAAAACAGUCCAGAUGGAAUACGUGUUCGGAGUGCAAAGCCCAUUGAAAGAACAGACCUUGGAGGGGAUUCUGCGGUAUCCAAGUGAGAAAUCACCAGUGUUCCAGAUACCCUAUCGAGUUACGAAAGGUUCAAAUGCUGAUUUCAAAUUGAGGGUCAACGUAAAAUGCAUGACUUACAGUGAGAAUAAAUUUGCUGAGGUAAGUAAAUUGAAGCAACACGAAGAAAUAAGUGUUUGACAGUUGUAUAGUGCAUACGCCUAAUACUAGUCGCGGCAAAAAGUCCUUAGAAUUUUUCGCGGCCCCCAAAUCUCAUCGCACCUCGAAAUGUUGAUUUGUCGCGGGAAUCGCGCGCGACACUAAGGCAAAAACAAGAAAAUUGCACUGUGCAAAAGCACUUUUCGGGUUCAUGCACAGUGCGGAGUCGCAGAAAAUUCUAAGGACUUUUUGCCGCGACUAGUAUAAUAUCGAUUCUACACUACUUGCUCUACUUUUAAGUUCCAUCUUUCUAAGAAUACGAUUUUAGGUCCUGCUUAUCUCCCAUCAUGGUGAACAACUCUUCAACAAGUUUGUCAAGAUCAAUUCCGCUGUUGAGUUCCAGCCCUUGCCGAUCGGAGUGUUUGAGUUGAUAAUUCGGGCCGAGGAUUUCCAGACUUUUACUGCUUUGGUCAAAGUUAACACUCUCAAUUCCUCAUUUACCGCCAUUUUGACCCAAAAACUUUCAAAAAGUCUGACAUUGUUUGAUGAUGGAGUUAGGUUCAUCCAGAUGGAUUCAGUAAGAGUAAUUCUUUUGUCUGGAUUAUUGUUUAGCAAUCAACAAGACCCGAGCUGAUUGUGGAGCCAAGUACAAUAACGGAGGUUGACAAGGACAUCUGGGUAUCUUUUAUCUAUUCGAACGGGCCGCAGAAUUCCAUGGCUAUGAUCACAACGCAAGCGAGCAGUGGAGAGUACUAUGAUAUUGAAAAUGUAAUUGGUUUGAACAAACAUGUCUUUCUGAACCUAAAAUAAUACAAUAUUUAAAUUGCAGCUACCGUAUCACAUGGCGAUUUGUGUUGGGUGUGGUUACAAACACAAGAUCCGAGUGGUGUCCAACGAAAAGAGGAUGAAUGAAACUGAUGUUGUUCACCUCCUUCAGAUCCCUUACAUCUACACAGUACCCGGUGUAAUGGGGGAUUUCCAGGACCAAGCCCUGAUCAUGGUCGACCUCAGAUCGAAAAGAGUGACUCCUCCGAGUAUGUGGCAUCUGUACUUAUUUCAAUUGGAGUCUCUAAUUCUUUCAGGGAUCUACCCAUCAAACAGUAACAUCCAACGUUUCUAUCAGAUCUCCCAAAGUUGUCAUACCGAUCUCGCUAUGAAAUGCCGUCAAUUCUUUGUCCGGGCUGAUUUCUGCUCGUCAAGUUGGUCCCUUCUCAACGCCAAUAUCCCAUCAUCUAUGGGAUUUAUGGAGUCGAUAUUAUUUAAGAGAAAUUGCUCCCAAUCUGGAUUGGAUUUUUAUGAUUUAAAACAAUUACUAAGGUGUGUGAUAUCAGCAAACAGUGGAUUUUGCGAAGUCCAGCCAUAUAUUACAGAUGAGCAUUUGGCAUGCACCCAGAAUGUACGAUUUUUGUGGUAAAAUGACAACUUUUUUAUAUUACUUUUGACAUCAGAUAAGAAAACAAUUUUUUCAGAGUUUAUCUUUGGCCAACAAGAAGAAUCUGUACAAUAUGGCAGCAAUUCAACUCAAUUUACCAAGAUUUGACCUUUGCAAUUUUGUCAAUGGCUUCUAUAAACAUCUCCAUUAUCUUACAGUAGGACUUACUUUUUAGAAUCAAUUUUUAUUCCAAAUAUAACUAAAAAAAUUAUAAUUUUAGACUCUGCUCCCCUCAAAUUCGAGUUUGCAAACGGAAAGUCAGUUUGAAAAGUUCCUGAAAACAAUUGUAAAUGAAUCCGAUUACCAAGAUUACAUUACUUUGCAAGAAGGAUUGUCUUUUCAAGGUAAUUUUGCAUAAGUUUUAUUCGAAUUCGAUUAAUUUCACUAGUCAAAGAUGACGGUUUCAGAGUCUUCUCAAGAUUUACUGUUUAUCUCCAAAUGGAACAAAGUCUUCGAACAAGCCCAAGAAUUGGAAAUGAAUCCAUUCAGAAAUUUCAUAACGAACUCUAGUGCUUAUCGAUAUUUAGAGGAAUUCCAGAGGCUGACAAGGAUGUUGAAAGAGUUGUCCAGUGGAAUAUCUAAGAGAGACCCGUCCAGUUUAUUGAAUGACGUCAUCAGUUUAAUGCUGCGACUGGAGAAUCGGACUUCAGAAGUUGUUUUGGAGUCAUAUCUGAAGGUGGAGCCUUUGUAUUCCAAGGAAUCUGGAGUCUUCUUGGUCAAUCUGCAUCUGCAUAAUCCUACGGUAAGCGGAAAAUAUUUAAAAAUCACUUUGACAUUUGUGAGACAGUAAAGUCGUCAUACGCAAUAGAAAACGAUAUAAAUUUGACCUUUUUUAGACUUCAAUUACUCUUCGGAAGAUCAUUACGACCGUUAAAUUCACUGACUUCAACGGAACACAGUAUGAUUUCCCGAUUAAGGAACAAUUAUUUGAUGGGAGGCCCUCCAGUGCGAUGUAUAAGAUCUUAAAACCAGGGGAAAACAUAACAAUUCAGUGGACUGUCAGCUCAAAAAUGCCUCUAAGAUUACUUAGGACGGUCUACCCUACUGUAAGACGAAUAAUAUUACUUUAUGACACCUUUCUUCUUACUUUUUAGGCGGUUGUAAAACUAAAUUUCGAAGCGGAUCGUCAGUUCCAUUCUCGGGAGAUCUACUCACCCACAUUUAAGAUGGAUCCUGCCGGUUCUAUUCGUAUUUUAGCCUUUAUGUAUCCACUCCUCUAUGGGAGAAUUGAUGGGAAAAAGGAUCCAUUCAAUAUCAAAUUGAGUGUUAUGAAUGUUGGGUAAGGGUAAUAUCACCUAAAUUACAGUGUCAUUUAGAUAUCUGCCUCUUCGGAAUGUCCAAUUAAUUAACAUCCGACCCCAAGUAACCGAUGAAAACUUCACCGGAGCGUUACCUUUUACUUUGGACUCGAUGGAGAUCGAUGAAAUGACUAAAACACCGUCUCUGGAUGUAGAUUUAGGGAAGAUCGAGUCGGGGCAACAGAAAAAUGUGGUCAUGAAUAUCAGCCUCACCAAGGCUGGGGUAAGUUUGUCAUCUUUUUGCAUUCUUCAACGUCAUUUUAGAUGGGAUUUCUGAAGAAUAUCCGAGUCUCCUGCUCUUCGAACAAUCAAUUUGUUGAUAAUGUUGUUCUACGCAAAUUUUACAUCAAGCAUAUGAUCAAUCCAACAGCUCUUUUGGUCGCAGAUAUAGCCGAAGUCUAUCCUUUGUAUCUCUAUCAAACAGAUUCCGCCAAAUUGACAUCUUUGGAGGCUCUCUUUGUGGAUCAAGAAACUCCCGUUGCAUCUGAAAGGGAAUGUCUCAAGAUAAUUAUGAUGGCGUUCAGAAUGGCUGAUGAAGAGAAGAAGUUUGAGAGUCCUCUAAUCGGAACUGCCCCUUGGCCCAAUGACAUUAACUCAACGAUGAUUCUGAAGGCGGUCGUCCAAGUUUUUCCUAAUUUCGAUGUCCUCCAUCGCACAAUUCCAAGCUCCAUGAUCUGGGUGGAUGACAAAAAGCUGAUCAACUUUGUGGACAGCUCUCCAUUUACGAAUGCUCAGAAGAUUUAUUACGAGUUCAUAUUUUCUUCGGCCGAAUGCGCGGCCCAAAAAUUCUUUGCUCAAGAAGAAUAUCGGAUCCCAGUGCCUCCGGGUCUGCACUCAAAGUACAGUAUUCUGGCACAAAUCCAAGCCCUAGGCGACCAAUACACGUAUUCUUUGAAGAGUCAGCAAAAGAAUUUCCCAUACGCCAUUUUGGGAGAUUCUGGAAGCAUAAUUAACAUGUAUGGUGACAUUGAAGGUCGAGGUUUCUGUGCCGUUAUCGAAGCGGAAGAUUCGAGUGGAGGUCGAUUCAACAGCUCGGUUCAACUGGGAGGUGAGAGAGUUGAGCAUUGUGGAGUAAAAGAGGACGAGAAAAUGCAAGAUCAUACUUUGGGAGGAGUCUAUAAUAUUCCAUUCGAUUAUCAGAAGGCCAGGAAUGAAUUCCUCCACAAAUCUGUUGCCAAUGUUCCUCCCAUCCCGAUUUAUGAAGACAAUGUUAAUGUGGAAGUGGAUGAGAAUGAAGUGAUCUACGAACUGGAGCCUGACAAUGGAUUGACCAGCACUGAAAUUCCGACUUCAACGGUUACAACCAAAGAAGAAGUUGUUUUGCCUGCUCAAGUUGGUCUGUUGCCUGAUAGAAUUACAGGUUCAAGUACUCCCACCACUACUGCAAGUACUACCACAACGACGUAUGAGACUUCUACAUCUUCCGCUACCACUUCAACUGAAACUUUAUCGACAACAACUCCCGACACUUCGGAAACAAAUAUGGACUCGACUUUACCAGUUAGACCAGAUGCAACGCCUCAAAUUAUCCAUCAAAUGACCCCUCAUCCAACGCCCCAAAUGCUCACUACAACAACAAUAGAGCCUCUGCAGACUCCUCAUAUUACAUUGGAACCGGCUGUUCUCACGACGACUGUAUUUUUAGAACCAGACGAUCAGUUGAGUCACGUAAACCAAAGUCAGUGGGAGAGUGUGAUUCCACCGUUGAAAGAGACCGAAGGGAUUACUGUAACAACCACUGCGGGAUCUACAACUUCCGGAUAUGAGGUUUACAGUCGGGUCACCACUGCUUAUAGAGGUAAUUUUUGUUGAUGGUUCUAGAAUAGAGAAAGGUUGGACCUAGUGGGUCAGCACAUUUUGAUCAGAAAACCUUGAUGAUUACUGCAAAGGGCGUAAAUACGAAGGCCUUAAGGAGUAGAAUUCUUAACUCGUUUGGCUUGAUAGCAAAUCAAAUAUAUUUGUUGCAGCCAAUCAGUCCACCACCACCGAAGACGACCUACUCGUCAACCUGAUCACUAUCUCCACUCUUCCUACCACUUCUGCAUUGCCCGUGGCCACAGGGAUCCACAUCGAUACGAAGCAAACGGGCUCCUUUUCUUUGAAGGACCAGAUUAAUCUCGGAGAUGCGGCGGCAAUGGUGGAUAUGGCCUGUAAGAUGAAGGGGUCCAAACCCGCUUAUAGAGUCCUAUGUGACUUGGCCAAAACCGUUUACAGGACGCAUUAA
Bursaphelenchus xylophilus (pine wood nematode) is the source of this 7261-nucleotide messenger RNA. The record is from the annotation of a GenBank genome assembly. Lineage: Eukaryota; Metazoa; Nematoda; Chromadorea; Rhabditida; Aphelenchoididae.